Ostrinia furnacalis (Asian corn borer) is the source of this 1046-nucleotide messenger RNA. Its product is annotated as fructose-bisphosphate aldolase-like. Gene Ontology annotation, biological process: glycolytic process. Gene Ontology annotation, molecular function: fructose-bisphosphate aldolase activity. The record is from RefSeq and is a predicted model, not a curated record. The transcript has 7 exons. NCBI's taxonomy places the organism in Eukaryota, Metazoa, Arthropoda, Insecta, Lepidoptera, Crambidae. The coding region runs from base 6 to 1031 and encodes 341 amino acids.
CCACAAUGAGCACCUACUUCCAAUACCCGACCCCCGAGUUGCAGGAGGAGCUGAAGAAGAUCGCGCAGGCGAUCGUCGCUCCCGGCAAGGGUAUCCUCGCUGCCGAUGAGUCCACUGGAACCAUGGGCAAGCGUCUCCAGGACAUCGGCGUGGAGAACACCGAGGAGAACCGCCGCAAGUACCGCCAGCUCUUGUUCAGCACUGACCCGGCUCUCUCCGAGAACAUCUCCGGAGUGAUCCUCUUCCACGAGACGCUGUACCAGAAGGCGGACGACGGCACGCCGCUGGUCAGCCUGCUGGAGAAGCGCGGCAUCAUCCCCGGCAUCAAGGUCGACAAGGGCGUCGUCCCGCUGUUCGGAUCUGAGGACGAGUGCACCACCCAGGGUCUGGACGACCUUGCCCAGCGCUGCGCCCAGUACAAGAAGGAUGGUUGCCACUUCGCCAAGUGGCGUUGCGUGCUGAAGAUCGGUCGCAACACGCCGUCCUACCAGUCUAUCCAGGAGAACGCUACUGUUCUGGCCCGCUACGCUUCCAUCUGCCAGAGCCAGCGUAUCGUGCCCAUUGUGGAGCCCGAGGUCUUGCCUGAUGGUGAGCACGACCUUGACCGCGCCCAGAAGGUGACCGAGGUGGUGUUGGCUGCCUGCUACAAGGCUCUCAGCGACCACCAUGUCUUCCUCGAGGGUACCCUGUUGAAGCCCAACAUGGUGACCGCCGGCCAGUCGUGCAAGAAGACGUAUACUCCCAUGGACGUCGCCCGCGCCACCGUCACCGCUCUUCUCCGGACCGUGCCCGCUGCCGUUCCCGGCGUCACAUUCCUCUCCGGUGGCCAGUCUGAGGAGGAGGCCUCCGUCAACCUGAACGCCAUCAACGCCGUUGACCUCAAGCGACCCUGGGCCCUGACCUUCAGCUACGGUCGCGCCCUCCAGGCAUCCGUGCUCCGUGCUUGGGCCGGCAAGCCUGAGAACGUUCUGGCUGGACAGCAGGAGCUUCUGAAGAGAGCUAAGGUGAGGGAAUGUGGGCCUUAUGGAUGAAGAGUUAGGUGGAGU